CUACAUCUAUCUCUCUGGAGCCACACAAAAAGUCAUAGGAUGCGAGACACAAGAUCACGAAACCGCUAUAAACUAACGAACGCGUUUCUAUGUAAGCUCACCCAACUCAAAGAAGACGAAACUCAGUGACUCGGGAAGCUAGAACUCACCAACUCACUUCAAUGGCUUCCGUUCACAGCACAGUACCUCACCACACUUUCCUCCCUUCAAUUUCCAAACCAAAAUCAAAAUCAAAAUCCAUUUCCAAGCCACAAAACUUUCCAGCAUCAAGAUUCUCCACUAAUCCAAAUUUCACAAAACGUGCAGUUGUAGCGACGAAAGUAUCGACGGAGGAGUUCGACGUAAUUGCAGUACAAAGCAACGAUAUUACAGACCAACAAGAAGGUUUGAUAGUGAGCCGUGUGGAAAUGGAAGGUGGAGAUGGUGAAUUAGGGACGACGAUGACGACGCAAGUGAAUGGAUUUGGAGCGAAUGAAGGUUUGUUAUCGUUGGAAGGUUUUCCGAGUUCAUCGGGUUUGGUUGGGAAUGAGAAUGAAGAGAAUGUGGAGAAGCUUCUAGAUAGAAGUAUUAAUGCUAGUAUUGUUCUUGUUGCUGGUACUUUUGCUCUUACGAAGCUUCUUACUAUUGAUAGUGAUUAUUGGCAUGGAUGGACAAUCUAUGAGAUAGUAAGAUAUGCACCUCUACACAACUGGUUAGCUUAUGAGGAAGCUCUUAAGACAAAUCCGGUUUUUGCCAAGAUGGUGAUUAGUGGGGUUGUUUAUUCUGUAGGAGACUGGAUCGCUCAGUGCUUUGAAGGAAAGCCUCUUUUCGAGUUUGAUCGUGCACGGAUGUUCAGAUCCGGGCUUGUUGGUUUUGCUCUGCAUGGCUCUCUUUCUCAUUACUAUUAUCAGUUUUGUGAGGAGCUAUUUCCUUACAAAGGAUGGUGGGUAGUUCCUGUCAAAGUUGCCUUCGAUCAAACUGCAUGGUCAGCAGUUUGGAACAGCAUUUAUUAUACGGUCGUGGGGAUCCUGCGUUUUGAUUCUCCAAUCAAUAUUUUCAAUGAAUUGAAGGCUACAUUUUUCCCCAUGUUGACUGCAGGAUGGAAGUUGUGGCCAUUUGCUCAUCUAAUAACUUAUGGCGUAAUACCAGUUGAGCAACGACUUCUUUGGGUGGAUAUGAUAGAGCUUAUUUGGGUGACCAUACUUUCAACAUAUUCAAAUGAAAAAUCAGAAGCAAGAAGCUCUUCAGAGUCUAUAGAAGCGAAAUCCGCUACAUCUGAGGAGUGAAAAGAAGAGAUGUGUGAUAAAAAAGAUUGUUAUAAUGGAGUGAAGUUCACGGUGCGCUGGACCUUAAUUUGGUUUGGACAUAGAUUUAUAAUGCAGAAUAUCGAAGAAGCUGAUUGUAUAUGUGUAUAUGUUGUAUCCCUCGGAAAUUCAUGUAUGUUAGGCAACAUUAUCAACUCUCCUGUAGCCAUUACACAAUGUGAUUGUUCAUAAAAUUUAUAGAUAGACAAUAUAUUUUUGAACUUGACUUACUUGCAUGUAUUGCAAUGCAGUCGAGAUAGGAUUUAUUCCGUUAAACAGGUCAAAAUUGUGUAUAUAUAUGAAAUCAGAGAUGACUGAGUUAGAUGGUGGUCCA
Molecule: messenger RNA, 1617 nt
Organism: Medicago truncatula (barrel medic)
Lineage: Eukaryota; Viridiplantae; Streptophyta; Magnoliopsida; Fabales; Fabaceae
Exons: 7
Coding region: 162-1265 (367 amino acids)
Cellular component (GO): cytoplasm; membrane
Source: RefSeq, a predicted model, not a curated record